AUGGAGAGCAACCCGCGCAAGCGCAAAAUUGUCGAUCUUCGAGCUCCGGACAAAGCUGUCGAAUUGAGCGCCUAUCGAGAUCAACGCUUUCAGGGAUCGUUGAAGCAGCAAGAACAGCUUCUCAAAAAUUCGACCACUUUAUAUGUUGGAAAUCUAUCCUACUUUACUAGAGAAGAGCAGAUCUACGAACUUUUUGGCCGAGCUGGUGAUGUGCGCAGGGUGAUUAUGGGACUUGAUCGCUUUAAGAAGACACCAUGUGGCUUUUGUUUUGUGGAGUAUUAUACUCGUGACGAGGCAGAAGUCGCUCAGCGUUGCAUUAAUAGUACGCGACUGGAUGAGCGACUCAUUCGUACGGACUGGGAUGCGGGUUUUGUAGAAGGACGUCAAUUUGGACGAGGAAGACAUGGAGGACAAGUUCGCGACGAGUACCGAAAAGACUACGAUCCUGGCAGAGGUGGAUGGAACAAGAUUGUGCAAACACGAAAUGAGAGAGAUCGAGAUGAC
This is a messenger RNA of Mesorhabditis belari, 504 nucleotides long. Lineage: Eukaryota; Metazoa; Nematoda; Chromadorea; Rhabditida; Rhabditidae. The record is from the annotation of a GenBank genome assembly.